Molecule: messenger RNA, 3810 nt
Organism: Triplophysa dalaica
Lineage: Eukaryota; Metazoa; Chordata; Actinopteri; Cypriniformes; Nemacheilidae
Gene: kank1b
Product: KN motif and ankyrin repeat domains 1b
Exons: 11
Coding region: 1-3423 (1140 amino acids)
Biological process (GO): negative regulation of actin filament polymerization
Cellular component (GO): cytoskeleton; cytoplasm
Molecular function (GO): protein binding
Source: RefSeq, a predicted model, not a curated record
AUGAAUACCGAUUUGAAACAGCCUGGGGAGUGGAGUGAGAUCCUUUCUGACACUUACCAGAAUAGACCAUUAAGCAUUGAUACACCAUAUGGCUUCCAGCACGACCUAGACAUUAAAUACGUGAAUGAAAUUGAACGGAGUGUCACCAUUCGCCGGCUGGAAUUUAGAAAGCGGCCCAGAGAGGCAAACCCAGCCUCUGAGCCGCAGAGCAAUAUAAACCCCUCACGCUGGACAUCCUCAGAGUCUCUGUCCUCUGUAAGCAGUGAUGAGGCCCAGAAAAACUCUCUCUCCACAUCCUCUUCUGCUUCAAUCAUCAGAAGAAGACCCCCACUCCCUCAUCACCAUUCCAAACCUAAAUCCUCAAAUCAAGGUCCUGAGGUCUCUCAAGGUCCAUCCGCCUCUAGAGUGGAUUCAGAUGGGACACCUUCCCCAGCCAUGCAACAUCUUACCCAAACCACACUAAAUCCUGUAGUGGAAAAAACCUUGAUGGAAACAUGUAAGUGUUUGGAAAAUGAGAAGGGAUCAGGAGCACCGGAAACACACCCACGUCGUAGGCUUGCAAGUUUCAGUGGUCUUGGGUCUAGUGGUACACAGUCCCCAUACACUAGCUUGUCUGGCCUAAAUCAGAUCCGUGCUCAACACAUUUAUAAAGAUACUAAAAUGAUGCUCCUAGACCCGCCCAGCCAGGGACCUUUGUUAAUCGGGAGCUCCCAUAGGAUCAGCCCUUUAAGCUCUGGUCGGGCAACUCCAGUAAGUAGCGUCUGCCCGCUCCAUCUGCAGCUGGUCAGGGAUCAGAUGGCAACUGCAUUAGAGAGACUAAAACAUCUGGAGGAGCAAGUAAAAGUCAUACCUGUCCUACAAGUGAAGAUCUCUGUGUUGCAGGAAGAAAAGAGACAACUGUACGCAUUGAUCAAGAACCAAGAUGAUCAACAAUCAGAUGGAAUAAAGGAGAGCAGUAAUGAACCUUUAGAAGAUAUGGAUGGUUUGGAGCACAGCGAUCUUUCUGUGUUAACAGAGUUCAAACAACUCAGUGUUGAAAUGCAACUGCUUGAAAAGAAGAUCCAAGAUGCACGUCUUGAGACUCAACAAUCUUCAGGCCUCGGAAAGAAGGUUUUAAAGUCUGUUGCAGUGGGAAAUGACUUUUAUGAAGGUGAGACAAAAUCAGUAUUUAAGGAUGCAAUGCUCAAAGCAGAAAUGUGCAGGUUACGGAGUGAAUUACGAGAAGCAGAAGCAAGGAAUCGCUCUGACAAGAGUUCCACCGCACAACCCCAGGUGAAAUCUAUCUCUAUCCAGACCAGGUCACAAACUCACACUCUUAGAGUCGAAAACCACACACACCUUGUAAAGUCUUUGGUUGGGGAAGGGCCGGAACAAGUUUCCAUUGCUGUUGGAGUUUCCUGUACGCCUACGAUGACAUCCGUGUCUUCCGGCCCAGACACACCUAUGGAAGAGUGGGAAGUACACAGAAGAGUUGAGAGAAAAGAUCAAUGUGUUGGAAGCAUAUCCGUGCCAACCUGUAAUCAAGGCAUGGUAACCUUGGAGAUGUUGGAUAAGAGGAACGUGUCUUGUCAAACGGUGGGCACUGUUUACCGCAUGCUUAAUGUGAAUGUGGUCAAAUCGCUUGCUUCCCAAGGAACUGUUACUGACACAGUACGAAGGAGCGACUUUUCUGUGAUGGUGGCCCCACAGACCACCUCACAGCGUACCAGUACGCCUGUCUGUACGGUCUCCCGUAGCACCAGCACUUCGCAGGCCUAUGUCGCCGAAGCCAGCACAAAUACAAAGCACAUGCUCACAAGAGGUAGACAUACCAACACAGCCCAUGCAACCACCCGAUCUUUGGCGGUUGGGGACGGGAAAGUUUGCGAAGGAGUGGGCGCCGUUCAAAUGCGCUCUGUUUCCGUAGGAACCCCUGUAUUUUUAGAAAGAAAUGCCACCCCUGGUCUCCCCAAGGUUAUGACACGUCACAUUGGUGUUGGAUUGACAAAUAUCAAUGAGAAUGUUCUUAUAGGGCUUCGCACACGGAACAUUGCAUGCGGCCCUUCCCGGUUACCGGAUCCUGUGAAGACACGUAGCAUUGGUGUAGAGGUGGGAGACGGGAGGAUACGUGAUGCAGAGGGACACAUGUAUCCUCAAUUAGAACCUGGACUUGAUCAUUACAUAGAUCAUAUGCAAAGAUUACUAAAAGAACAGCAGGACCUGCUGACCGACAGCCAGUUGGGGUCAAAAGAUGAGGUCACGCUCCAGUCUCAUGGUCAUGUAGAUACACAAGUUCUUGUCACUGGUCAAAGCCAGACACCAAAAGUGGAUGACAGUGCAAGGACUAAACCGAAGAAUACAACAGAGCAGCAGAUGUCCCCUGCUCUUCACGACUCACCUAUUGAUGAUCACUGUCUGAGGUCCAUCAUGAAAAGGAAAAACAUGAAUCAGAUAUCCACUGAUGGUUUGAAUAUCCCUAAGCCUGCACCUCUUGGGCGCCCUCGAUAUGGAGGUAUUGAGGUUUCCUUGUCUAAGUGCGGUGAUUGUGAGGAAGAAGAGAAGAAAUGGCAGAAGAGGCAAAAAGAAGGAAAUACCAAAGCUGAAGGGACGUUUCCCAAGAGGAAAGAAAGGUACAAGUUUUGCGCCAAGAUGCUUUCUUCCUGCCAAACUCUGGAGGUUUAUCUCAGUGGCAGUAAGACCAUAUCCAACAGAGAACUGUGCUCCAGUCUUAACACAGUUCAGCAGGAGUGGUUCUGUGUGUCCAGUCAGAAGAGGGCUUGCCCAAAGAACGUGGAGGACUUUCUGUCUGCCUGCCGCCUUGUCUCACCGGAUGUACUGUGCUAUGUGGCCAAUAUGGCUGAUCAGAAUGGAAACACAGCCCUUCACUACAGCGUGUCUCACUCUAAUUUCAGCAUUGUAAAGAUUCUACUAGCUGCAGGGGUGUGUAAUAUAGAUCAUCAAAACAGGGCUGGAUAUACUCCGAUAAUGCUUGCUUCUCUGGCUGCCGUGGAAACAAACGAAGAUAUGAUGUUGGUGAAAGAACUCUUCAGCAGAGGAGAUGUUAAUGCUAAGGCCAGCCAGGCUGGCCAGACGGCUCUCAUGCUUGCAGUCAGUCAUGGGUGUAUAGAUAUGGUGGAGGCUCUGCUGGCUGCUGGAGCAGAGGUCAACAUCCAGGACGAUGAGGGGUCCACCGCUCUCAUGUGUGCCGGUGAACAUGGCCAUUCAGACAUCGUCAAACUAUUACUGGGCCAGCCGGGAUGUGAUGCCACGCUGACAGAUAAUGAUGAAAGCACUGCACUGUCCAUUGCUUUGGAGGCCAGACACAAAGACAUUGCUAUGCUUCUCUACGCCCAUGUCAACUACUCAAAGAGUAGUUCAGGUACCAGGGGAUCUCCUCGAAGCAAGACUCCACCUGCACCAUCUCAAAUAAGCUCUUCUGAGUGAAAUUACAUUUUGACAUGCUCUACAUUCAGAUAUCCUUAGUAUUACCUGUUUAAUGAAAUGCUAUUAUACAGCCUUGACCGAGAUGUGUAUUUACUGAUAUAUAUUUAAAUAUUUGUAAGAUUCAAGAGCGCAUUCACUGUGCACGCAGUAUAAGCCAAAUUCUUCUUCUUUACCGAAAUGUGUUAAAAUAUUUUCCAAUUUGACACAUACAACUAUGCAAUUUAUCAAUAAUAAAGACCUAUAGUUUAAUUGUGACUGUUAAUGUUACAAUUUAUUAGGAAACUGUAACAGUUUCAAAUAUUCCUAUUAAGGUACAGGUAUAUAAAUUUGAUGCAUUUUACUAUACAGUAUUGUUGUUAAUAUUUUCAUUUAUUCACUUCAGUUUGA